AUCGUAUUAAUGAAAGGAUUUGUCUUUUGUUAUCUUAUUUCAAUAGUCUACUGUUGGUGGGAAGUCGGACAUAUGAUGACAGCCUAAAUUGCCAAGAAUUACUUAAAAGAUAAUAGACCAGAUGUCUUAGCUUGGGCAGAUUCUUUAGUUUAAGACUUUAACUCUCUUACAGAUGGAAAAUCAAAUACUUUUGCAGAGGCUGCUGUAUGGUUAGAUGACAUAAAAGAAACAGGAACUGGAUUUUUAAAUGAUUGGCAUUAUACUGACAGACCAAUCAAUCCAGAUGGGUAUAUUUUAUUAUUAGUAUUUAGAUUGUUAAUCAAAAUAGAUGAUUAAGGAAGAAAUAUCAACUCAAUCUAUGCAAUUAAUUAAGCUGUCGCUGUUUUAACAAACCCUAAAACUUCAAAAAACAGACAUACAGUAUUUAAAGCCUAGAUGAUCAGAGUUUUACUACAUGUUAUUGGUGAUAUACAUCAACCAUUACAUGAUACUACUUUUUGGAAUAGUAGCUAUCCAAAUGGAGAUGCUGGUGGGAACUUUAUGAAGAUUUAAGUAUUUAUAUUAUAAAUAAAUAGUUAUCCAAUGGAACUCUUAUGAAUUUCCAUUCUUUUUGGGAUUCUGGUGCUGUUUCAUUUGCUCCUAAUAAUAGUUUUAUGGCAAGACCACUAAGUUAAAGUGAUAGCGCAUAUCUAGAUAAAUGGGCUAAGGAACUUAUAUUUAAAUACCCAAAAUAAAAAUACACAAAUUAUGAUAUGACGUACUAAUAUUUUUUUAUAUAGUAAUCCUUCUGUUUGGACUUACCUUGGAUUUAGAUAGGCAUAAUAGUUUGUGUAUCCAAUGGUAGCAACAUCCAAUUCUUACAAUACUGAUUAUGAAAAAUAAGCUAUUGCUUUUUGUGAAGAAAAUCUUUCAGUUGGAGGAUAUAGGUUAGCAGAAAAAUUAAUUGAAAUUUACGAUCAAAUUAUACAAAAUGAAGCUAAAAUAUCACUAGAAGAAUGAAUAUAA
Paramecium sonneborni is the source of this 1005-nucleotide messenger RNA. The record is from the annotation of a GenBank genome assembly. Lineage: Eukaryota; Ciliophora; Oligohymenophorea; Peniculida; Parameciidae.